ACACCCAGAGAGAUCCCUAAACCCCCAGAGAGCCCCCAGACCUCCCUGAGCUCCCAACCCCCCAAACCCCAGAGACUCCGACCUAGAGAGACUCCCCAGACCUCCCUGAGCUCCUCCAUCCCCUCCACCCCCUCAAACCCCCUAAACCCUCACAGACCCCCUAAGCCCUCACAGACCCCCUAA
Myiozetetes cayanensis is the source of this 183-nucleotide messenger RNA. RefSeq lists its product as uncharacterized. The record is from RefSeq and is a predicted model, not a curated record. The transcript is spliced from 2 exons. Lineage: Eukaryota; Metazoa; Chordata; Aves; Passeriformes; Tyrannidae. The annotation marks the transcript as partial.